Messenger RNA from Amphiprion ocellaris (clown anemonefish), 1294 nucleotides. It is a transcript of the gene rnls, whose product is annotated as renalase, FAD-dependent amine oxidase. Gene Ontology annotation, cellular component: extracellular region. Gene Ontology annotation, molecular function: oxidoreductase activity, acting on NAD(P)H. Lineage: Eukaryota; Metazoa; Chordata; Actinopteri; Pomacentridae. The record is from RefSeq and is a predicted model, not a curated record. The transcript is spliced from 7 exons. The coding region runs from base 113 to 1141 and encodes 342 amino acids.
UUGUUUGGCCCACAGGUUUCUCUCCGUUUUAUAACACCGCUGGAGGAUUUGACCCGAACCCAUUAGUCUGUGUCCGCCGGUACCGUGAGUCUGGCCCGGUUCGGAGCAGAAGAUGUCCCGGGUGCUGAUCGUCGGAGCGGGUCUGACCGGCAGCAUCUGCGCAUGUCUGCUGAGGAGGGAGCUGCAGAGCAAAGUUCAGAUCGUGGUGUGGGACAAAUCCAGAGGAGCAGGUGGUCGGAUGUCCACCAGCCGUCCUCCAAACGCCUCGUCGCACUCAGCUGACCUGGGAGCUCAAUACAUCACCACCACACCUGCCUACGCUCAGUCCCACCACAGUUUCUACUCAGAGCUGCUGUCAGCCGGAGUCCUGCAGCCACUCAGCUGUCAGAUCGAAGGUCUGCGGCAGAAAGAUGACAGCAAGAACUACAUGACGCCACUGGGCAUGGGCAGCGUGGUCAAACACUUCCUGUCUGAGUCAGGAGCUGAUUUGUUCUUUGAGCAUCAUGUGACCGGCCUGUACCGCCGUGGUGCAUCAUGGGAGGUUGAGAAAAAGGCAGGAGGCAGAGAGACGUUUGACGCCGUCGUCCUGACGAUGCCGGUUCCUCAGAUCCUGCAGCUGCAGGGCGACGUGGAAGAACUCCUGUCUGUCCACCAGAAGCAGCAGCUGGACGGAGUCGUCUACUCGUCUCGUUUCGCCGUCGCUCUCUUCUUCUCUCCAGACGACGUCUUCAGUUUCUCCUGGGGAGCUCGAUACGUCAGUGAUAGUCGCUGCAUCUGCUACAUCGCUGCAGACUCAAGGAAACGAAACCUCGACUCAUCAGGUCUUGGUCCGUCCCUCGUCGUCCACACCAGCGUCCCGUUCGGCCUCGAGCACCUGGAGCGAGACAAGGAGGACGUCCAGCCAAUCAUCUUGGAGGAGCUCCACAGGCUCCUCCCUGAUCUUCCUCAGCCAAUCAGCAUUAAGUGCCAGAAGUGGAGGUACUCCCAGGUGCUGACCUCGGUGCCGGACUGUCCGGGUCACAUGACCGUCCUUGACCAACCGCUGCUGGUCUGCGGCGGCGACGCCUUCUGCCACUCUAACUUUGACGGCUGCGUGGAGUCUGCUCUGAGCAUGCUCAGUGCGCUGAAGGCCUCGCUGUGAGUCCAGCAGGACACUGAUCAAUGUUCACUAAUCAAUGAGCCGUUAAUCAGGAACCGGCUAUUAGAAGUGAAUGAAGUUAAGAAGAAGUCGUUCAUUAAAUUUAUUGUUGAUUAAAUGUUUGUCUUUAAUAAAGUAAAUCUUUUCUGGAUUAAA